This is a messenger RNA of Schizosaccharomyces osmophilus, 675 nucleotides long. RefSeq lists its product as uncharacterized. The record is from RefSeq and is a predicted model, not a curated record. Lineage: Eukaryota; Fungi; Ascomycota; Schizosaccharomycetes; Schizosaccharomycetales; Schizosaccharomycetaceae. The transcript has a single exon. Bases 1 to 675 code for a protein of 224 amino acids.
AUGAUCGACUUGAUAUCACAGAAUUAUGGUACAAAAUACAAUUUAUACCUAGACGAAGUCAGAAGAUACAUACCAAAAACAUUUACGGGAAAAAACAACCAAAACUUAAGUGACUUCAAGGAUGCACUGGUAAUGAUCUUCAAAACAGUUCCACUAGUGUUUCCAACUGAUCGUGAAAAAAUCAACUAUCUUUAUGAUAGAACUGGAGAACAUUAUCAAAACCAAAUUAAAGAAAUUGUGAAAAAGCCCGGAAAAAAUAGAACCUUUGAGUUCGUCUUUGAACAAACCCUUGAAAAUGGAAAAAGCGAUUCUUGGCUAGAAACAUUGCAUGAAUAUUUAGAACAAACACCAAAUUUGGAUCUUGAUUUUCAUGAAUAUGAGAAAUGGCUCAAUAGCUUAGACCGAGAAACACAUAAUAGGGUCACUAUCUUUUUAAGCCUCAAAAUGAAUCACCGAAGCCUUCUUCUUGAUAAUGGUUAUGAGAAAGGAGAUAUACAUCAAGCAAGAAAACAGACAAAGAGAAAGUUAUGGUACACACCACUUCCAAAACCAACGAAAUAUACACGCCAACAGUUCUCAACACCGAAACAGAAAGCUUGGAAACCAAAUAAACGCGAACAAACCAAGAACUGGGAUGACUCCAAAUAUGGAGCGAAAUCAAAACCAAGCGAAUGA